AUGAGAAAAGCUAAACUGGUGAAAGAAUCUCUUCUUAAGCAACUCGAAGCGAGGGAGAAGGAGCUUAGGCUACUUGAUGAAGCCGACAAAGAGAAGACGACAGAAGUGGAGAAGAAAGAGGAGAUCUAUGAAGAAACGGAGCAGAAAGCAAUACAAGCCGAGACUUGUAAGAGAUCCGGGGUGAAGUUGUUGGCAGAAAAGGGAUGUGAAGCUGAUUCUCUUACUCGUCCUGCAAAAAAGAGCAAAACACAGAGCCAAGAUGGUGCAGACAAGGAUCCUGGACAAAUAGAUGUUGUUGAUUCAGAGUUCCAUGACUUCAAAAAGACAAUGAGCUCUUUCGUGGUUGGUCAAAUAUGGGCCAUCUAUGAUCCUAGAGAUGACAUGCCUCGGUUUUACGCUAAGAUCAACAGAAUUUUCAAGUCUCGGUUGAGUCUUGAAGUGACAUGGCUUAGAUACAGAGAUGAAGAAUCAGUUCCCGUUGCUUGUGGGAGGUUCACGUACGGGAGUACAGAAACCCUAAGUCACCUGACGUUCUCUCAUGAGCUACAACACGUUGUACGUGGCAGGAACUUUGUGACUGUGAAUCCGAAAGAAGGUGAAACUUGGGCUCUUUUCAGAGACUGGAGCAAAGCUAGCCAGGAACAUCACAAGGCUCCUUAUAGGUACGACUUAGUGGAAAUCCUAGGCGUUGGGGUGUCCUAUCUCAGAAAGGAAAUGAAACUGUGA
This is a messenger RNA of Thlaspi arvense, 726 nucleotides long. The record is from the annotation of a GenBank genome assembly. Lineage: Eukaryota; Viridiplantae; Streptophyta; Magnoliopsida; Brassicales; Brassicaceae.